GGGUACAGAGGAGCGAGAUGGAUGGCAGGAUGGUGUCAUGGCUCCUGUCCGGGGUAGCUGUGGUCCUCCUGGUGCUGCUGCAGGGCACACAGUCAGUCUACAUCCAGUACCAAGGCUUCCAGGUCCAGCUGGAAUCUGUGAAAAAGCUGAGUGACCUGGAUGGGCAGCGGGUGCCCAGCCCCCGCCUGAGGGCCCAGAGCCCCCUGCCCUCCUUGUGCCUCCACCCGGCCCUGCCAAGGGACCUGCAGCCUGUCUGCACCUCCGAGGAAGCUGCCAGCAUCUUUGAGGCCUUGAGGACCAUUGCUAACGACGACUGUGAGCUGUGUGUGAAUGUCGCCUGUACCGGCUGCCUCUGAGAUGAUCCCUGGGCACACCCUGGACACCUUGCCCCCCCAGCCCACUGCCUUCACAGCCCCCACCCCAUCCAAGCCCUGGGGGGCCCCUGGCCACCGGGUCACUGCCACCCUCCCAGGGCCUGAGCAGCUGGAUCUCGCACAAAGCAAUUGGACUCAUGUUGGAGGAGAGUUUGACCCCUGAGGCAGCCCUGCUACUGAAUAAAGCUUCUCUACCCACA
Diceros bicornis minor is the source of this 574-nucleotide messenger RNA. RefSeq names its product guanylate cyclase activator 2B (gene GUCA2B). Bases 18 to 356 code for a protein of 112 amino acids. The record is from RefSeq and is a predicted model, not a curated record. The transcript is spliced from 3 exons. NCBI's taxonomy places the organism in Eukaryota, Metazoa, Chordata, Mammalia, Perissodactyla, Rhinocerotidae. Gene Ontology annotation, molecular function: guanylate cyclase activator activity. Gene Ontology annotation, cellular component: extracellular region.